AUGGAGGCCAAGCCAGCAUCGGAUCUCUCUAUGAUGCUGCAAGAACUACUGGCGCCAUCCUGUCUGGACCCCGAGCCGCUGCCCGGACCCCCCACCCAGCAGGCGCCAAGCACCCCAAGAUGUCUCAGACCCAGUGGCAGGUCCUUCUGGCCUGCACCUCAGGAUUCAGUCACCACCCUGCGCUUCCUCCGAGAAACAGCAGAGGGGCUGGCUGAGCCCCCUGUCCAGGAUACCCAGGCCCUGGGGCCCUGCUGGGAGCUGAAGGCCCUGGGGGUGCUGGGACCCCCACCUCUGGCCAGGGAUACCAGGGCCAUGCUGACCCCUAUCAGCCAGCAACGGGGCAGUCUGGGGCCUCUGGGGACUCCCUCAGCCCCUUCAGGCCCACCCCAGAGGAGACCCCGGAAGCAGUCAAACCCACACCAGGGUGCUGAGAAAGUGGACCCCCGGUUCGAGGGAGUGACCCUGAAGUUUCAAAUAAAGCCGGAUGCCAGCCUACAGAUCAUACCCAGCUACAGCCUGGCCUGCAGCAGCCGCUCUCAGGGGCCCUCCACAGGCCCUGCUGGGGGCCCUGAGGCCGACCUAGGAGGCAGUGAGGCCCUGGGGCCCCGGCGCUGUGCUUCCUGUAGGACCCAGAGAACCCCACUCUGGAGAGAUGCUGAAGAUGGGACACCCCUGUGCAAUGCCUGUGGUAUCAGGUACAAGAAGUACGGCACCCGGUGCGCCAGCUGCUGGCUGGUGCCCAGGAAAAAUGUCCAGCCUAAGAGGUUAUGUGGCAGAUGCGGGAUGUCCCUGGGCCCCCACCAAGGGCCAACCCAGGAAGGGUAAGCCCUUCCUUACCCAGCCAAGCCUGUGCUGCCUCCGUUUCUCUAGGGGGAGAAUGGGAAGAAGCCUUCCUAGGAGGCAUGGGGAAGGAGCUUGGGUCCCACGGACUCCAGCCUGCCUCCUCUCUGCCCUCUCCCCAUUCAGGGACACCAGGCAGAAGACUCAGGCCUCAGGCCCCAGAGCCCCUGUCUCAGGGGGGUCACUGGCCCCCUCCUUGGCCCCUGCUCCACUCAGGCUUGGCUGAGCUCCCCUCAGGAAAUGUUCUCAGUAGU
Messenger RNA from Phyllostomus discolor (pale spear-nosed bat), 1094 nucleotides. RefSeq names its product zinc finger GATA like protein 1 (gene ZGLP1). The record is from RefSeq and is a predicted model, not a curated record. Gene Ontology annotation, biological process: regulation of transcription by RNA polymerase II; spermatogenesis; oocyte development. Lineage: Eukaryota; Metazoa; Chordata; Mammalia; Chiroptera; Phyllostomidae. The transcript is spliced from 5 exons. Gene Ontology annotation, molecular function: sequence-specific DNA binding; zinc ion binding. Gene Ontology annotation, cellular component: nucleus. Bases 1 to 825 code for a protein of 274 amino acids.